Anolis sagrei ordinatus is the source of this 9096-nucleotide messenger RNA. The record is from RefSeq and is a predicted model, not a curated record. Lineage: Eukaryota; Metazoa; Chordata; Lepidosauria; Squamata; Anolidae.
CCGCUGGAAAAGAGAAGAGAGAAAAAAAACUUUUUUUUUUAAUUGAGGAAUCAACAGCCGCCAUCUUGUCGCGGAGGAGCCGGACCGAGAGCGCCGCCACAGCCGAGGCCGAGGCUGAGGCUGAGGGCCGGGCCUUGCUUCCCGAGGAGCGCAGAGGAGAGGGCCGGCGCCUUCCGCGGAGGAAGGCAGGCCGCGAGAGAGAGAGGGGGAGAGAGAGAGGGCCCAAGCCCGCUCCCCAUUGGGCCCAGCCGGGCAGGCCCAGAGCCUGAGAGAGAGCCAGAGGGAGAGAAGAGGGCAGGCCGGGAACGAGGCGAUGAGGGAGGAGCGGCUGCUGCUGCUGGUGCGGCGGCGGCGGAGGCGGCGCUGGUCCCGGGGCCCUUCCUCGCGGCCCUGAGCGGCGCCCGACCUGCUCCUUCCUCCCUUCCUUCCUUCUCCUUCUCCGGCGUUGGCGGCGCCACGGCGGGCCCCGGGAGGCGGCGGCGGAGGAGGCGGCGGCGGAGGAGGAGGAGGCCAUGGCGGAGAACUUGCUGGACGGGCCGCCCAACGCCAAGCGGGCCAAGCUCAACUCGCCGGGCUUCCCGGGCCCGGACCCCAGCGAUUUCGGAUCCUUUUUUAACUUGGAGAACGACCUCCCCGACGAGCUGAUCUCAAACGGAGACCUGAGCCUUUUGAGCAAUAGCAGUGGAAGUCUGGUCCCGGAUGCGGCCUCCAAACACAAGCAGCUGUCUGAGCUGCUGAGGGGCGGCGUGAGCGCAGUGGGGGGCCCGGUCCCGCAAGGGGUCGGGGUCCCAUCCCAGGGGCAACCCAACACUGGACUCGGUGGCGGAAGCAGCCUGGGAGCCAUGGGCAAGAGCCCGCUGGGACCCGGGGAGGCUGCCACAGGGGGGCCCUUGGCCAAGCCUCCCUCUGCAGCCCCACCCCAGAAGCAGCAGCAGCAGGCCGGCAUGGUGGCCGGCAGCCCCGCUUCCUCAUCCCCCGCCCAGGCCUCUGCAGGCGGAGGGAUGCACCUGAACACAAGCUUUGGCCAGGCUCUCCCAGGACUCCUCAACAGCAACAGCUCUGGCCACAGCCUCCUGGGACCUGCCCAGCAAGGACAAGGGCAAGGGCAGGUGAUGAACGGUUCCCUGGGGGCGGCCGGAAGAGGAGGACGUGGCGGCACUGGCAUGCAGUACUCAGCUGCCGGGAUGCAAGGCGGCACGGGCAAUGUCCUGGCAGAAGCCUUAGCACAGGUGUCACCCCAAAUGGCAGCCCACGCGGGCCUCAACGCCUCCCAGGCCGCAUCCAUGGCGAAAAUGGGGAUGGCCAGCAACCCAGGACCCUUUGGCCAGGCGUUUGGUCAGACGGCCGGCGGGCAGCAGUUGGGAGGAGCCGGAGUCAGUCCUUCUUUACCGAACAAGCCUGGCCUGGCCAGCAGCCUCUCCCCCUUCCCUCCCGACAUCAAGAGCGUAUCUGUGACCAGUGUGCCAAAUAUGAUGCCGGGCCAAGUGCAGCAGCAGGUGAGCCUCGUCCCGACACAGGCGAUGGCCGCCGGGCCCACCGCCGACCCGGAGAAGCGCAAGCUGAUCCAACAGCAGUUGGUCCUGCUGCUCCAUGCUCACAAGUGCCAGCGGCGGGAGCAGGCCAACGGGGAAGUUCGGGCCUGCGCCCUGCCCCACUGCCGGACCAUGAAGAACGUCCUCAACCACAUGACCCACUGCCAGGCAGGGAAGGCCUGCCAAGUGGCGCAUUGUGCAUCGUCCCGUCAGAUCAUCUCCCACUGGAAGAACUGCACGCGACACGACUGCCCUGUCUGCCUCCCGCUGAAGAACGCCAGUGACAAGAGGAACCAGCAGCCGCUCCUGGGGUCUCCGGUGGCAGGGAUGCAGAACUCAGUGGCCUCCGGCACAGGACAGGCAGCAACAGCACCCCUCAGCAACCCCAACCCCAUUGACCCCAGCUCCAUGCAGCGCGCCUAUGCAGCCCUGGGCCUUCCCUAUGGCAACCAGCCUCAGGUCCCCCUGCAGCCACAGGUCCAAGGCCAGCAGCCCGCCUCCCAGCCCCAGGCUCCCCAUCCACAGAUGAGGACCAUGAAUGUGUUGGGAACCAGUCCUAUGAACCUUCCUUCAGCGGGGAUCACGGAGCAGGUACCCGGCAUGAUCCCUGAGGCGGCGCUUCCGGCUUCCCUGGGGGCAGCAGCAAACCCCCUGAUGAGUGAUGGCACGAAUUCGGGGAGUGCUGGGACCCUUAGCGGAACGAUGCCCACCGCAGCCCCUGCUUCUGGCUCCGGGGCAAGGAAGACCUGGCACGAACACGUCACGCAGGACCUGCGCAACCACUUGGUCCACAAGCUGGUGCAAGCCAUCUUUCCGACUCCCGACCCAGCAGCUCUGAAGGAUCGCCGGAUGGAGAACCUGGUGGCUUACGCCAGGAAAGUGGAAGGGGAUAUGUACGAAUCGGCAAACAGCCGGGACGAGUAUUACCAUUUGUUGGCAGAGAAGAUUUAUAAGAUCCAGAAAGAGCUGGAAGAGAAGCGGCGGUCACGUUUGCACAAGCAAGGGAUCUUGGGCAACCAGCCGGCCUUACAAACCCCCGGGGCCCAGCCCCCUGGCCUCCCUCAAGUGACGGCAGUAGCCCUGGGGCAGACACAGCCCGUCAGGCCCCCCAAUGGCCCUGUGUCCUCCGUGCCAAACGUCCCUGUGAGCCGCAUGCAAGUCUCUCAAGGGAAUGUCCAGAUGCCCCCGACCUCAAUCGGACCGCGAGCUGCUUCCCCCAUGAACCAUCCUGUCCAGAUGAACAACAUGGGCUCCGUUUCAGCGAUGGCCCUAUCUCCCUCCCGGAUGCCUCAGUCACAGAGCAUAAUGGUAGCGCAUGCCAACAGCCUGAUGGGUCCGACAGCCCCCCAGACCCAGUUCCUCGGUCAGAGCCAGUUCCCUGCCGCCUCCGGUGGAGCCCUCAAUGUUGCCAUGGGGCAGGCCCAGGCAGGAGCCUCCUCGCAGGGCCAGGCUCCAGCCGCCUCCCUACCGGCCUCCGUCAGCAUCCUGGGGCCAUCGAGCAACCAGCUUGCCUGUCCCUCCAUCACGCAGCCGCCACCCCUCCACCAGCCUGCGGCCCCUCUGCCCACAACUGCGGUUUCCAUGCCUUCCACAGUCCAGGGAAUGAUCCCUCCACCCUCAGCACCACCGGCGCCUGCCCUACCGCUGCCCCCUUUGGGACAAGGCCCCUCGCCUGCACCCCCCUCAGCCCCCAGCACCACCACCACCACCAUGCAGUUGCAGAGCAUGCCUUCGGGGCAGGCCCAGGCAGCGCCUCAGCCCCGGACCCCUGGGCAGCCCCCCUCUGUGCCAACGCCGCAGCCGCCGCCAUCAUCGCAACUGCCGCCAGCCCAGGCUCCGGUGCCAUCUCAGGCACCCUCCACACCACUCUCUCAGGCUGCAGCGGGGAGCGUCGACAGCCGGGUGCCCAGCCCAGGUUCUGCUGCCGGUGCGGACCUCGGAGCCCAGCCGUUUGGGCACGAGGCGCCGGUGCCGGAGGGGAAGUCCGAAGUGAGGGCCGAAAAAGCCAAGUCGGAGUGUGGCGAAGCCCCAGUGGAGCCAAAACUUGAGCCAGAGGAGGAGGAGGCGGCAGCAGUAGUGAGGCCCACGCAAACCAAAGAGGAACCUGGUGCAGAUGAAGGCAAACAGGAGCCCAUGGAGGUGGAAGGCAGGAAGCCGGAGGUGAAGGAGGAGGAGGACAGUGGAGGGAGCGGAGGAGGCAGCAGCAGCAGCAGUGGCUCUACCUCUCAGUCCACGUCUCCCUCUCAGCCGCGGAAAAAGAUCUUUAAGCCUGAAGAGCUGCGGCAGGCGCUCAUGCCCACCUUGGAGGCCCUCUACCGCCAGGACCCAGAGUCUCUGCCUUUCCGGCAGCCGGUGGACCCUCAGCUGCUGGGCAUUCCGGACUAUUUUGAUAUUGUGAAGAGCCCCAUGGACCUGUCCACCAUCAAGCGCAAGCUGGACACAGGACAGUACCAGGAGCCCUGGCAGUAUGUGGAGGACGUCUGGCUGAUGUUCAACAAUGCCUGGCUCUACAACCGCAAGACCUCCAGGGUCUACAAGUUUUGCACGAAGCUGGCAGAGGUCUUCGAGCAGGAGAUCGACCCCGUCAUGCAGUCCCUGGGAUACUGCUGUGGACGCAAGUAUGAGUUCUCUCCCCAGACCUUGUGCUGCUAUGGGAAGCAGCUCUGCACCAUUCCCCGCGAUGCAGCCUACUACAGCUACCAGAACCGGUACCACUUCUGCGAGAGAUGCUUCACUGAAAUCCAGGGGGAGAACGUUACCCUGGGCGAUGACCCGGCUCAGCCCCAGACAACGAUAUCAAAAGAUCAGUUUGAGAAGAAGAAGAAUGACACGCUGGACCCAGAGCCUUUUGUGGAUUGCAAGGAAUGUGGACGGAAGAUGCACCAGAUAUGUGUCUUACACUACGAUAUUAUUUGGCCUUCAGGUUUUGUCUGUGACAACUGCUUGAAGAAAACCGGCCGAACCCGUAAAGAGAACAAAUUCAGUGCCAAAAGGCUGCAGGCCACCCGUUUGGGGAACCACUUGGAGGAGCGGGUGAACAAGUUCCUGCGGCGGCAGAACCAUCCGGAGGCUGGGGAGGUUUCGGUGCGCGUCGUGGCCAGCUCCGAUAAGACAGUGGAGGUGAAGCCGGGGAUGAAGUCACGGUUUGUUGACUCUCGAGAGAUGUCUGAGUCUUUUCCCUACCGGACAAAGGCCCUCUUUGCCUUUGAGGAGAUUGACGGGGUAGACGUCUGUUUCUUUGGGAUGCAUGUCCAGGAGUACGGCUGGGACUGCCCCCCUCCAAACACCAGGCGCGUCUACAUCUCCUACUUGGACAGCAUCCAUUUCUUCCGCCCAAGAUGCCUCCGAACCGCAGUAUACCAUGAGAUCCUCAUUGGGUACCUGGAGUACGUUAGGAAACUGGGGUACGUGACGGGCCACAUCUGGGCCUGCCCUCCCAGCGAAGGGGACGACUACAUCUUCCACUGCCACCCUCCCGACCAGAAGAUCCCGAAGCCCAAGCGCCUGCAAGAGUGGUACAAGAAAAUGCUGGACAAGGCCUUUGCGGAGCGCAUCAUCCACGACUACAAGGACAUCUUCAAGCAGGCAACGGAGGACCGGUUGACCAGUGCCAAGGAGCUGCCGUACUUUGAGGGCGACUUCUGGCCCAAUGUGCUGGAAGAAAGCAUCAAGGAGCUAGAGCAGGAGGAGGAAGAGAGGAAGAAGGAAGAGAGCAGCGCCUCCGGGGAAACAACAGAGGGGAGCCAAGGGGACAGCAAGAAUGCCAAGAAGAAGAACAACAAGAAGACCAACAAGAACAAGAGCAGCAUCAGCAGGGCCAACAAGAAGAAGCCCACCUUGCCCAAUGUCUCCAAUGACCUCUCGCAGAAGCUCUAUGCCACCAUGGAGAAGCACAAGGAGGUCUUCUUUGUGAUCCACCUCCAUGCCGGCCCUGUGGUCAACACCCUGCCACCCAUCGUGGACCCGGAUCCGAUGCUGAGCUGCGACCUGAUGGAUGGCCGCGAUGCUUUCCUGACCUUGGCCCGGGACAAGCACUGGGAGUUCUCUUCCUUGCGGCGCUCCAAGUGGUCUACCCUCUGUAUGCUGGUGGAGCUGCACACCCAGGGCCAGGACCGCUUUGUCUACACCUGCAAUGAGUGCCGGCACCAUGUCGAGACGCGCUGGCACUGCACCGUCUGUGAGGACUACGACCUGUGCAUCAACUGCUACAACGCUAAGAACCACGAGCACAAGAUGGUCAAGUGGGGCCUGGGCCUGGACGACGACGGUGGGGGCAGCGGCCAGGGCGAGGCGCAGUCCAAGAGCCCCCAGGAGUCGCGUCGGCUAAGCAUCCAGCGCUGCAUCCAGUCCCUGGUGCACGCCUGCCAGUGCCGCAACGCCAACUGCUCGCUGCCCUCUUGCCAGAAGAUGAAGCGGGUGGUGCAGCACACCAAGGGCUGCAAGCGCAAGACCAACGGUGGCUGCCCGGUCUGCAAGCAGCUGAUUGCCCUGUGCUGCUACCACGCCAAGCACUGCCAGGAGAACAAGUGCCCCGUGCCCUUCUGCCUCAACAUCAAGCACAAGCUCCGCCAGCAGCAGAUCCAGCACCGCCUGCAGCAGGCCCAGCUCAUGCGCCGAAGGAUGGCCACCAUGUCAACACGCGUGCCUCCGCAGACACAGCAACCGCCACAGCAACAACAGCAGAGCUUGCCUUCGCCUACCUCAGCCACCCCCGGGACUCCCACGCAGCAGCCGCCCAGCGCCCCACAGACCCCGCCCCAGCCCUCCCCCGUCAGCAUGGCAACGGCCGCCUUCCCCGGCAGGACUCAGGGUCCCCCGCUGCCACCGGCCCCCCUCUCAUCUGGGAAGCCUGCCCCCCAGGUGCCCGGCCCCCCACUGCCCCCACAGCCACCCCCUGGAGCUGUGGAGGCUGCCAGGCAGAUCGAGAUCGAGGCUGCACAGCAGCAGCAACAACAACAGCAGCAGCAACAACAACAACAGCAGCAGCAGCAGCAGCAACAGCAGCUCUACCGAGUCAGCAGCAACGGCCUACCCCCUGGGCGCCUCGGCCUGGUCAGCCCUGCAUCCCUCAGCGCCCUGAACACCCUCCAGCAACAACAGCAGCAGCAGCAGCCUCCGCAGCAGCUCCCGCCUCCACAACCCCCACCAGUUGGCCUGAGCGUGGCGCGCCCCGGUUCGGCUGGCAGCGGCCCCAUGAUGCCCGUCUUGGGUUCCGGCCAGUGGUCCUCAGCCGCCCCCAUGGCCCAGGCAGCCCCCCUGCAGCCAGGGAUGCCACGGCCGGUCCUCCCGAUGCCUCCCCAGCAGCAGCCGCCUCCUCAGCAGCAGCAGCCACAGGCAGUGGGCGUCCCUCGGAUGAGCGGUGCGCAGUCAGCCCCCUCCCGCAGCAUCGCCCCCAACGCCCUGCACGAGCUGCUCCGGACCCUCAAGUCCCCCAGCUCCCCCCAGCAGCAGCAGCAGGUGCUCAACAUCCUAAAGUCCAACCCACAGCUGAUGGCUGCCUUCAUCAAGCAGCGAACAGCCAAGUACGUGGCCAGCCAGCCGGGCCUCCAGCCCCCGCAGGCCGGAGCCCUCCAGCAGCAGCCACCACCGCAGCAGCAGCAGCCUCCUCCACCCCCACAGGGGCUCCACGCUCAGCCGGGCCUGCAGAACGUGGGCACCAUGGCGGCAGGGGUCCCUCGGCCGGGACUCUCUCCCCAGCAACAAGGGAUGGGGGCCCUUGGUGCCCAGGGCCAGGCCCUCAGCCUCAUGAACUCUGGCGGCGGCCACGGUCCCAGCAUGGCCGCCAUGAGCCCCCAGUACCGGGAGAUCCUGCGCAGGCAGCUGCUCCAGCAACAACAGCAGCAACAGCAGCAGCAGGGGGUGCCCGGGAUGGGGGCCCAUGGCCAAUUCCCUCAGCCCACCGGCCCCGUGGGAUACUCCCAGGCCGCCUUGCAACAGCAGCAGCAGCAGCAGCAGCAGCAUCGGAUGCAGCAGCAGCACCUCUCCCUGCCUAUGGGGCCGAUGGGACCCCUGAACUCUCUGGGCCCCGAGGGUAGCCCGAGCCUGCAGCAGGCCCUCCAGCAGCGGCUUCUCCAGCAGCAGCAGCAGCAACAGCAGAUGAAGCCCCCGCCUGUGCCCCCUCUGAUGGGCUCCCCUGGGGGGCCCCCCAACCCCAUGAGCCCCCAGGGGCACCUGCUUCCCGGACAGCCCCCCAGCUCCACGGGGCCCGCACCCCCCCUGCACCCUGGACAGCCCCCCCAUGGCGGCCAGGUGCGCUCCCCGGCCCCAGUCCAGUCGCCGCGCCCCCAGUCACAGCCCCCUCCCCCACACUCGAGCCCCUCCCCCCGUGUGGCCCCUUCCCCGCAGACGGGCUCCCCGCUCUCGCUACCGGGGCUGGCAGGGGGGCCUUUGGACCCGGGGCACCUGGGGGGAGGGCCUCCCCCCGAGACGCAGAGCGCCAUGCUGCCCCAGCUGAACCCACCCAACCGGGGCGUCCUGCCGGGGGACCUCUCCCUGGUUGGGGGGGACGCCUCGGGGGGCGACACGCUGGAGAAGUUCGUGGAGGGCUUGUAGCCCCCCCCCCCUCGGCUUUCCAUUUGGACCCUUUUGGGCCGGAAGAGGAAUGGGGGGCCUCGGAGGAAGAGGAGGAGGCUCUGUUUGGACCCAUCGGGAAGGACCCAUUGCUUGGCCCCCGUUUCAAAACAAAGAAUAUAUAUUUUUUGUUAAAGCCAACGGAUGGCUCUUCUUUUUGUUGUUCUUGUUGUGGGUUUCUUUCUUCUUCUUUUUUUAAAGUUUUGUUGUUACUGUUGACUAUUGCUUUUUAAAAAGGGGGGGAAUUAGUCCAUUAUAUCCAUAUUUUUAUUUGCAAUUUCAAGACUAAGCGUUUGCGUUUAAUGGAGAAGAAAACCGAUAUCCAGAAAUGCCACAUCCUGACACAUCCUUCUUCUUUUUUUCGAUCGAAAGGUUUCUUUCCCGUUCCGUCUUGAGCUCUGCAGGCGACCGAAAGUAUUAUUAUUAUUCUAAUUAUUAUGAAUUGCCCUCAGAACAGAUAGGAAUCGGCUCUUGCAGACUCGCAGACGCGCACACAGCCUUUGUUGCCGACGCAAAACCUAUAGCUUCGUAUCUGGGGAAAGACUAGUUUUGGAUGUAUAAAAGGAAAGAGAGGAAGAGGGACGGUCAUUUCCGGGCCCAUUCAUAUUUUAACAGGGAAGAAAUAUAUUCUUUUCUUUAAUUCUUUGACGUGAAACUUGAAACGAGAAAAAGCAAUUCUAGUGUAAAUCAUGCAAGCUCUCAAAUUCCUAUAAAUAUUUAAAGAAAUCCAAGAUUCAAUCACUGUAUAGACUGGGGAGGGGGGACGGACUCAUUUCUUACUUCUCUUAGGCAUAUUGUUCAAUAAACGGUGUGCAACAGACAAAGAGGGUGGUCCUUGAAUCCAUGUACAUGUUAUUAACUGAGUGUUUGGGGACUUUUUUUUUUUGUUAUGAAAAAUGCUGUUUUCAACAUUGUAUUUGGACUAUGCAUGUCUCUUUUUUCCAUUGUAUAUAUAGUAUUGCUUAAAAGUGAUAUAAAUUACUGAAGUUUUUAA